GAUGCAUGCUGGGAAAUCACAACCGUCGUCUAUCCGCCAUCUUUCUUCUCACCGAAGCUAGGAGGGCAAAAUAACAAGCACAUUUUAAUGAUUCUCUUCACAGAAUAAAGUUAUUUGCUGGCUGUAACUGGCCCGGUUGAACUCACACUAGUUGUGGAAAAGGAUCAGCGGAUUAUUUUGGUUUCACAGCCGCUCAAAGACUUCUGGAUAGCGGUACACUGCGCCUGUCAACAUGGGCCGCUCUCGAAGCCGCAGCUCGUCCCGGUCCAAACACUCCAAAAGCAGUAAACACAGCAAGAAGCGGAGCCGAUCCCGGUCCAGAUCCAGAGACCGGGAGCGCUCCAAAAAGAGGUCCAAGUCCCGUGAGUCGAAGAGGAAUCGCCGUCGGGAAUCACGCUCUCGGUCCCGCUCCAACACAGCCUCGUCCCGCAGAGAGCGAGCUGUUUCACCGCCCGAACGCAUCGACAUUUUUGGCCGGACCCUGAGCAAGAGGAAUGCCCUGGAUGAGAAGCAGAAGAAGGAGGAAGAGGAGAGGAAGGCUGAGAUGGAGCGACAGAGGAAGAUCCGGCAGCAGGAGAUUGAGGAGAAGCUGAUCGAGGAGGAGACGGCGCGACGUGUGGAGGAGCUGGUGGCCAAGCGUGUGGAGGAGGAGCUAGAGAAGCGCAAAGAUGAGAUUGAGCGUGAGGUUCUGCGACGCGUAGAGGAGGCUAAGCGCAUCAUGGAACGGCAACUGCUCGAGGAGCUGGAGAGGCAGAGGCAGGCCGAGCUGGCCGCGCAGAAGGCCAGAGAGGAGGAAGAAAAAUCCAAGCGGGAGGAGUUGGAAAAAAUCCUGGAGGAGAAUAACCGCAAGAUCGCAGAAGCUCAGGCCAAACUGGCCGAGGACCAGUUGCGAAUUGUGGAGGAGCAGAGAAAGAUCCAUGAGGAGCGCAUGAAGCUGGAGCAGGACCGGCAGCGGCAGCAGAAGGAGGAGCAGAAAAUCAUCCUGGGCAAGGGCAAGUCCCGGCCCAAGCUCUCCUUCUCGCUUAAAGCCACCGAGUGACUGCUACCCUGCGCCCCAAAAGUGACGCGUUUCCCCCUUCCCCUCCCUCCACCCUCCUCCAGCUCUCCUCCUCUGUGGACCGCACGCUUCGUUCUUGGAAGUGUUACCAAGCAAAAACAAAAAAAAAGGAAAGGCCACCCUCCUCCGCCGACCUCCAUAUCGCAGCGGUUUUAUUUUUCAUUUUUUAGGGAUGAACUUGUUUUUUCCCAUGUAGAACGCUUGUCCGAUUUUCAGUCUUAACAAAAGCAAACUGUAUGCCUUUUUACAUGUCUGCAGUCAGUGUGAACUCUUCAAAAAAAAUUUGGUCCCUUAUUUUUAGGAGAUGUAGGACGUGAAAAUGUACGUAGGCUGUCUGUCAGUCAGCGGUUUUCAUGGUUAGCUUGGGAGUUGGCUCUUGGGUUUCCUGUUUUCAUUUCUUUUCAAAAUAAGAGCUCAAAAUCAGUAACCAUAUUUUUGAAAGCACACUUGAAAUUGCUUCCUUUUAACAUUUGUUGCUGGUUUUCUUGUUUUUAAAAAAAAUGCAUUUUUCAUUAUGAAAUUGCUCAAAAAUUAACAAAAACGCUAACCCAACUCCCAACCUGCCAAAUGAAUUCAAAAGAUAAUGGACUUUAUUUGUAUGUCAUGCUAUUUUUGUCAGAAUCCACAAAACUUCUCCUUAUUGCAGGGUUUAGAUCCUAGAACAUGAAUGCUAACUAUUUUCUUUUUUUUUUUUGAGGGGUAAAAUUUGCUACAAAAACCUAAUCCAAAUAAGAAAGUUGUGUUCUGUCCCUGAAAAUUUGAUUUAGUAUUGGAAUAUGGCGUCUUCGCUUGGUAAGUGUUGGAUGCACAGGUCCAGGUAAGAAACUUGGGGUCAUGAAUGAAAGGGUGAGUGAGUGAGUGAAAGAAUGAAUAGUUGCAUUAUUGUGUGUGUGAAUGUGUAAUAUAUGACCUCAGGCUGGUGUACUGAAAUUGUCCUUGUCAUGGGAUUUUGAAUUUGUCGUGUAAUUCUCCCCAGUUGUCAAGGGACUGAACCAUUCAAUAAAUCCGUUGAAUGCUACAA
Periophthalmus magnuspinnatus is the source of this 2078-nucleotide messenger RNA. RefSeq names its product arginine and glutamate rich 1a (gene arglu1a). Bases 233 to 1039 code for a protein of 268 amino acids. NCBI's taxonomy places the organism in Eukaryota, Metazoa, Chordata, Actinopteri, Gobiiformes, Gobiidae. Gene Ontology annotation, cellular component: mitochondrion; nucleoplasm. The transcript has 4 exons. Gene Ontology annotation, molecular function: cadherin binding. The record is from RefSeq and is a predicted model, not a curated record.